Molecule: messenger RNA, 1648 nt
Organism: Mirounga angustirostris (Northern elephant seal)
Lineage: Eukaryota; Metazoa; Chordata; Mammalia; Carnivora; Phocidae
Gene: NAT14
Product: N-acetyltransferase 14 (putative)
Exons: 3
Coding region: 333-1094 (253 amino acids)
Molecular function (GO): N-acetyltransferase activity
Source: RefSeq, a predicted model, not a curated record
UCUCUCUCUUGCUUCCUAGCUCUCAGGUGACUGACUUUGCGGUUUGGGGCCAGCCACUUCUACGUGAGGUUCUGUUUAUCCUUAAAAAAGCGUUGCGGGGGUCACUGUAGUGGGGAGGAGCUGGGAUCCAGAAUCCUGGUUCUGCCACUUGUGCGCUCAGUCACCCCACCGCUCCCCUCAUCUGAAAAAUGGGUGGGUGGGAAUCCUUAUCCCGAAGGUGCCUGAGAGAGCCCAGGUGGGUUGGGGUGGAGGUUCCUGGGGUCGGGCGUUUGGGAACUAGUGAGCCCAGGAUGCGGCCCCUCCCGCGAAGGCCCGCGAGCCAAUGAGAACUGAUGCGCUCCCACCACCGCCCCCCCACCCGCCUCUCAGCUUGCUUAGCAACCAGGGAAGGUCAGGAAGCGAACGUGCGCUUCUCGCCUGCGGCCCGGGUGCACGCCUGCUGCCUUCGGGGGCGCGGGAGCCUGGGGGCUGCCAUGGCCCCCGGCCACCUGUCAGUGCGGGAGAUGAGGGAAGACGAGAAACCCCUGGUGCUGGAGAUGCUGAAGGCUGGUGUGAAGGACACGGAGAACCGUGUGGCCCUCCACGCCCUGACACGGCCACCGGCCCUGCUGCUCCUCGCAGCGGCCAGCAGCGGCCUGCGCUUCGUCCUGGCCUCCUUCGCCCUGGCCCUCCUCCUGCCCGUGUUCCUGGCUGUGGCAGCCAUGAAGCUGGGCCUGCGGGCCCGAUGGGGCUCACUGCCUCCCCCAGGCGGCCUGGGGGGCCCCUGGGUGGCAGUGCGCAGCUCGGGUGAUGUGUGUGGGGUCCUGGCCCUGGCCCCAGGCUCCAACGCUGGCGACGGGGCCCGGGUCACCCGCCUCUCUGUCUCUCGAUGGCACCGCCGCCGAGGUGUGGGCAGGCGGUUGCUGGCCUUCGCCGAAUCCCGGGCACGGGCCUGGGCGGGAGGCAUGGGGGAGCCCCGGGCCCGGCUUGUGGUCCCCGUGGCUGUGGCAGCGUGGGGCGUGGCGGGGAUGCUGGAGGGGUGUGGCUACCAGGCUGAGGGGAGCUGGGGCUGCAUGGGCUACACCCUCGUGAGGGAGUUCAGCAAGGACCUGUGACUCCGGACCCUGGCGGGAGGGAGAGCACCUAGUGAGCGACUACUGUAUGCAGGUUCUCCCUCUGGGAAUCCCCAGCCUGCCCGGGGCCCAGAGGCAGGCCUGCAGAGGGCAAGACACCCCACUGCAGGCUCAUGCCUGUCUGUAGUGCUCGAACUUUUCACAGAGGUCAACCUGUGCGGCCCCCUGAUCCAGAUUUUGUCUGCACUGAGAAACCUCCUCGGUCUGUCUGCAAAGGUCGCACCGUUUGUGCUCCAGCCUGGGGGAGAGAUGUGGGGAGGAGGAGAGGGGGCCCGGCCCCCUGGGUUAGGACUUGUGGGGGCACCCCAAAGGGGGACAAGGCCCUCUUGGAAAUGGGGAGCGGUUUGAUGACUGCUUGGAGGGGAUGAGCAGAGCCUUUGCAGAGGAGGGUCGUCCGCCCAGAGAGAGGCCCUGGCAAGGACAGGGUGGGCAGAGGGCUGCCCACGCCGGGCCCCUCCCUGGAAGGUGAGCCAAGAGGGGCGGCCAGACCCAUCUGGUUUUUUACACCCGAUUGUUAAUAAAGCCUGAAACUGCUG